Epinephelus lanceolatus (giant grouper) is the source of this 6245-nucleotide messenger RNA. It is a transcript of the gene rwdd2b, whose product is annotated as RWD domain containing 2B. The record is from RefSeq and is a predicted model, not a curated record. Gene Ontology annotation, molecular function: protein binding. NCBI's taxonomy places the organism in Eukaryota, Metazoa, Chordata, Actinopteri, Perciformes, Serranidae.
GAAACAACGCUACUGGCCACGGUACAGCACUAGCAGUGAGAUAACUCAAGUUGGUCGGGUGUUUAACUAGCCUGCGUGUUCAGCUCCUUCUGUAUAUAGCUUAAUAUAUUUUAUUAAUGCUAGACGCUUGACAAGACUUUAAACGACGGUAUAUUUGAAUGCUGACACCGUUUACUUUAAACACGGAUUGUUCGUGUAAAACAGCAUUGAACAUCACGCUCUAUCAGUAUGUCUUACUUGGAGUGGGCAGAGUCUCAGCUUGCAGAGAUAGAGCUACUGACCAGCAUGUUUCCCACCCAGGAGGAGCUGGAGAUCACAGACCAGCUGGCACUAGCUGAGCUCAGGGACUAUGUGGAGGGCUCAGCUUCAGCUGACAGUCCCCCUCCCUCGAGACCUCACUUUCUCAUCAAGCAGAAGCUGGACACUGCAAGCAUGGAGAGGGCGGAUGUUGUUGUGUCCUGUGCUUAUCCAUCCGAAUAUCCCAGUGUGUUACCAGAGAUAACAGUCCGGUGUGCGGGUCUCAGCAGGGCCCAGCAGACACAGCUCCACACAGAUCUCAAUGCACACCUUAUGGAAAACUGCCAGGGGGAAGUAUGUGUGCUCUCUGCUGUGGACUGGGUGAAAGACAACCUGCAGCUCUUCAUUAGUAAGAGCUUAUCAGCAGCAGCCGCUCCUAAGAAAGAGUCUUCUUCUCCACGCCCACAGGAAGUGUUCAGCCGAUUGUGGAUUUACAGUCACCACAUUUACAACAAGACGAAAAGGAAGAACAUCUUGGAGUGGUCCAAGGAGCUGGGCCUGUCAGGAUUUAGUAUGCCUGGGAAGCCUGGUAUUGUGUGCGUGGAAGGUCCUCAUUCUGCCUGUGAGGAGUUCUGGUCCAGAGUGAAGGUUCUGACAUGGAAGAAGAUCAUGAUUCGACAUAGAGAGGAUAUUUCCCUUGAUCGUCCAGGCGAGGACAGCAGAACUGGUGAAAGUAUAGACUCCCUGCGCAAAUUCACAGGCUUUGAAGAGGCAAUGUUUGACCCCCAUGGGAACAGAGGUAAUCACAUGGACCUUGGGCAGCUCUACCAGUUCUUAAAUGAGAAAGGCUGUUGUGACGUCUUUCAAAUAUAUUUUGGCAUUGAAGGUAGGUAGUUGUCAGAUCCAGAGAAUGAGUAUACAUAGGUAACUGGUGCCUUGUCAUUAAAGUCACUUCUCCUGAAAAUAAGUGUUACCUUAAAAAUGGAAAUGCAUUCAUUAUUGUUUAUUUUUAGCUUUUGUUUUACAUACAAGCACACAAAUGGGUUUUGAGCAUCUGGUCAGAUGUGCCUGAAAUAACUGAAUAACCAUUUUACGGAUGUUGCUCAGCUGUUACACCUGGGACUUCAUUCGGAUAGAAGGCAGAAAGAACAUUUCUGCAAUUUUCAGAAACUAAAACUUCUUUUUAGCUAAUAGGCAUGUUUUUCAAAAAGAAGCAUUAGAAAGAUGUUUAUCUGAGAGUUUUCUCGAGGAGCUCAGUUAUAUUUGCAAUUUUAAUACUCCUGCAAGGAUCACACCUUGCCCUAGGUGUUUCUUUCCUCAAAUGGCACCGCUGUGUAUUACUGCCAGGCUAUUAUAGGAUUUUCAGGUCUGAUACCACAUUAAUAAUUGGACAACAUAGUCAACAAUCUGCUAGAUAUCUGUUUAUGAAAUCUGUUGAUUUUCCUCUUAUGAAUUAUAGAUAACAUAACCGUGGAAAGUCUUGCUCUCCAAUUUUCUUUGAAUGAUUCGUUCUUAGAUAAAUUGUGCAUAAUUGUGGAUUACACUCUGGUAAUUAAAACGUGUGGGUAUUGAACAUUUAAAAAUAUUCAUAUAGAUCUUUAUGUGGAUUUUGUAUGUUCCACUGGGGUUCAGUGGAAGGUUAUCGUGUCAAAUAUAUAGUCCUGGUGCCACUAAAUGGAUAUUCUAUUGGUGAUUUUAUCAGCAAGAGCAUUCCUUACAGUAAUCACUUAUAUACUAUAUCCAUUUUUAGUAUCAUACCACCACCCUACCAUAUGUGUCACACAUACACAAUUACAAGACUGGUGGGACAGGGUGUCCUAAUGCUUUGCAAAUACCACUAAAAAUUAUCACCUCAAAGGAGUUUGAACCCUGAGUGACAUUUCAGAGUUCAGACUUUGUUAACAAUUAACUGUACUUUUUAGUAACCUACUGAUUUUUCACCUGGACUGUGGUGCAAGAUCAAUACUAGAUGACCUGCUGAAGUCCAGCUUGACAUAGAGUUAUUAUGAUGACAAGAAUUCACAAGGACACACCACUUGAAGACAAGCUGGUUCAGUAGUUUGAGGCAAUGGAUUGUAUUUACUUGGAAAUUUGCUUGGGCUAAAAUUCCCAGCAGAUGGCAGCAUUAUAUAACCAAAGUUGGAAAACAUGACAUCCUUAGAUGGUACCUGUGAUUUCUGAAUGUUAACAUAUUUAACUCUACUAAAAUGCAUAAUCCUUAAAAAAAAAAAAAAAAAAAAAAAGACCUGCAUUUGCCUAAAAUUAAGCAAAAGUACAAUACUGCUUUACUUAAGAAUAUUUGCAGGUAAUACUUGGAUCAAGUAUGAAAAUAUAUAUAUUUUUAAAAAUGUAACUUUUAUGAGCCAUGCAGAUUAAAAUGUUAAUUCUAUGGUGUUAAAAGGUAAUUGUGGACUUUUAAAACAUCAAUACACUAACAACAACAAGGAGUUUCUCUAUAAAUGCUAUAAAAUACCUCACAUGCCUCUACAUUAUCUUAUGUGCAUUUUUUAAAAAAUGGUUUAGCUUUUAUAUUUAUCUAAGAUUUUGUAACUGAUGAGCUGACACCAGAUCAAGGGAUGGCUAUGAGGGGGGCUUUGUCAGAUUUGAGUCCCAGGUGUCUUUUGUCCUGGGAGAUGUUGGUCCUGGUGGUCUCCUGUUCUGCUCCUCCUCAUGUCACGGAUUCUUGCUUUGCCCCCAGAGAGUAGAUACUCACUCAAGUCAGACCGCUAACUUGCCUCUUUAGAAGUCUCAUCAGAGGGCUCUUCUGUCUGUUUGUUUACCAAGCAGAGCUCAACUCCCAGGUGCAUCCACAACUUCAGCUUUUCCCCCAAGACAAGACACUCUGAAUCAGGGUGAGCAACCUCUUCCACCCCCUCAUCCUGUGGUUCUGGGUUUAAAAUCCCUUGCUGAGUAAGCAUUUCUAGUGCAAGGUGUCUAAACUGAAUCAGUCAGUUGAUGCCUUUGUCAUAACUGUACUUUAUAUGGCUGUGACUAAACAGUCUUCACUCCUCUAAAUAACCAGCAUCAAUGCAACUUCAACUGGCUUCAUUUUAUGUUUACUCAAACUAGUUAAUAAAAUAUAUACAUACAGUAGGGGUCUGGACCUUAGCUGUGGACACAUUCAUCACUGUAGUAUGGUAUCGACUCAACAUUUCAAGGACUUUCUUAAAUAUCAAAAGAAUAAACAAUAAACACAAGCAGAAAGGAAUAAAAUAAUUUGAUCAACAUUUGUACAUAUGCAUUACAGGAUUUGAAAAUGUGUCAAUCAAGCAAUAUUUCUGCCAUAAUAUUGCUGAGCAUCUCUAGCCUCAUCUGUGUGGAGUUUGGGUUAGCUGGACAUUGGUCGAUAUAUCGUUAAAUGAUCUGAUAUGAAUCACGAAGAAUACCUCUUUUCUACAUUUAAAUAUCACCUGCCAUUUAAGGUGAUGAUUUACAUAAUUUCAUAGUAGAUUUGUUAAAGCAAUGACCAGUGGACUAUGAAUUGCCAACUUUUGUAAGAAAUCAGUUGUGAAUGCUCUUUCAAUAAAGACAGAAUUUGUUUUUAUUCCACUCUGUUAAUUUGCUUCAUUCUACGCACAGAUGACUUUCAAGAUGCGUCAUUGAUUUCCUCUUUCAUUUUUUUCGGCCAUAAAUAUACAACAGUACACCUACAGAACAGCAGAUUACACAUCCUAAAGAUUACUUGAAAAUACCAAAGUGCUAAUUCAAAGGAAAUGUGUUGACAAGUGUUUGAGUUACUGUAUGGCUUACUAGAUAACAUCACAGUGCUCCUUUGCUUACUGUUACACUUUGUGAAUGUCCUUCAUUCCUUGGUAAGUGAACUGAUGAGUAGCACCUGUAUGUUUCAGGAUAUGAUCCUGAUAUUGCCAAAAAUAAAUGCCCUUCUAACUAAAGCCAUGAUGAAUUUGUGCCUUGAGGCAUGGCUGUGAAUGACCAAGUGGAAAAUGACAACAUAUCUAAGUCAUGGCCACCUGUUCCCUCCAUCAGAGGUUCACAGACGAUAUCUACCUGCUAGAUGUGACUAUGUAGUUUCUAGUAGUUUUAACUGCAGUGUCUAGAAUACUGAUGCUCACCAGUGGAACAGUGUUAUUGACCUGUGCUGCAGCUACAGCCGUAGUGCAAAUCAUUAACACUACCUCUGGUCAAUACACGUCAACAACACCUUAACAGGUCAAGUGUGGAUCACUCCGUAGCAGUUUAACUAUCUUCUUUGUUAUCUUAACCCACGUCAGUAUUCUCCAUCCUUACCCUCCAACAGACAAACAGUGCCGUCUAUAAGAGGUAGAACAGUGGCUGAUUUUUGACAGAUUUAUAAAAUUAAACAUUAACCUUCAGGGAAAGAGAGCAGAGCCCAUUUCACACAGCAAAUGCCAUAUGAAUAUGUGUGUAUUAUUCAGGCCCAUCAUGUGACAAGAUGCAUCAGUAUGAAUGGGUGGCUUUGCUCAUUCACGAAGCGAUUUACUGGGCAAAAGGGCUAAAAGUUCUACACUGUAUGCCCCAUACAGAUACAAUACAUAAUACUAAAUGAAAAUCUCAAAGCUGAGGAGUCACUCUAACCUGAGUAAUUAAUUCCUUUCAUUUCUGGAGUAGAGAACCAACUCACAGACUGCACUGUAUAUACACUGUAUAAACUUACAGUUUUAUGAAAGUAUAUGGAGGCCAUUUAAUUUAUGAUGAUUAUCCUGCCUACCUGGGCACUAUGGGUUCGGGCUCCACAUGGGAAAUGUCAAUGAGACGGCUCAGCAGAUCAAGGUUUUGCUCUGAGUAUCUGGAAAUCUUAGGGGUGCUUUUCCGUUUCCUCUGAUCAGGGGUCUCUGCGACACUAAAAUCAUUAUCACAAAACUACAGGGACAGGUGGCAAAGGUUGGGGCAGUGGUGGUGUUCAUUUCCUUCCACUUUCCUGCCUCACAGCAUUUCAUUGUUCUGUGACAUAUUAAUAUUUUUACAUUAAAUGAAAGCGGGGAACAGGACCGCACCUAAAUGGCUAAGACUGUUGGUAAGACCAUUGCAUACUUUUAUCUCUAUCAUUGAAUUACUGGGGUGACAUUGAGGAUUUGAAUCAUGAAAGGAAUGGAAAAACACACACAUACACAUACACAUACACAUACAUACAUACACACACAUCAGCCUCUGAAUCAAUCAACUGAGACUUUUGCCACUGACAACAUUUCUGGAAUCUCCUGAAACUCAUCAUCCAUAUUGAAUUUCCACAGAUGUAUUCAUACCCCAUGUUUGAUGCAAUGAGCUAUCGAUCAAAACCCAAACAUGUAGCCUUGAUUUAAUGAGCCUGCCUUUACAGUAUAAUAAGCAAAAAUAAUGUACAUUUUCCUCCUACAGAGCAGUGCAUGAUGCAUAGAUAGAGCUAUUGAUGCAUCAUAGAGCUAUUGAUGCAAUCUGCAUAUAUGGGUUAGAUUUAAAAACAGUUUCAACCAUUUCUGUUGUUGGUCUUUUGUUUUCCCUGCUUGACUUCACAGCAUGUUGUUAACACUUUACUUUAAGUCCCCCUUUUUAGCAAAUAUAAGCAGUAUGCAAACAUUUAAUAAAUUGUUUAUGCCAGACUACUAAAUCUUAAGCAUGUAUUCAUCAAGAUGUAUAAUUCCUCUUCUGGACACUCAGUGGAGGCUGCUCUCAGAUAAUUAAUGACAGUAAAAUGCAGUUGUGAUAUUCAUAGGAAAAGAUGUAAUUGCUGACAAAUUAUGUACAUUAAUAAGCACUUCAAAUGUCCACAUAUCUUCAUACAACUACAUUAUAGUGUGUUAUAAACCAUUUAUCUAAUGUUUGCACACUGCUUAUGCUAAAUAGGAGGACUUCAAAUGAAGUGUUUAUACCAUUUUGUCUUCCCACUCUAGGAAUACUUUUGACGAUGCAUGGUAAAUAGGAUCUGUAGUCGAUGCAGAGUAUAUAAUAGCUUGGAAAAUGACUGCAGAAAUCCUAUCCCUUGUUCUUGAAGCCCAUUUUGGCAACUCUUUGUGAAAAUCAUUUUUACAUUAAACUUCAUUCACACAUGA